CCCUCUGUUUUAUGUUUUACUGCAGAUUUGUUUCAUUUAUUGUUAACUGAUUUCAUUUCAACUCGGUUACUGUACUGGAAUGAAAGUUCCAAACCAUCAAUUUGUGUCAGUAACUUUUCACCAGAUUCGCUACCUUCGAUUUCUUCCUGAAACAUCCAGAGGCCAAACUUUUGGAGACAUUUGUAUGCUUACCUACGCCAAACGCAAAAACGCAAACAAUCUAUAAACCUGACAGCUUUGAUCAUCACAACAAGAACCUCGCGGGCCUUAAACUGUCAUAAUGGCCAUUGCUGAAAUUUCCCAACCUAUUCAAUGUUCUGAUGGUGACAAUAUAACCUAUAAACAUAAGGUGUUCUCGAAUACGAUGAUAAGAGACAUUCCGAACCUACAAGAAACAGAAGAUGGAUGUCUUGUGUCAAUUUAUAGAAACCAUCUCAAUCAAUAUAUUAAGAUAAGAAACUCAGCAGAUGAUGGCAUAGGAUGGGUAUUAAUUGACUCUCUAACCAUCACUGGUCCCCUGGAACUAUCUGAUAUCCUGCCACAACCAGUUAUUGAAGCAGUGUUGCCAAAUCAACAACCAGAUGGAGCAGUGUUGCCAGGUCAACAACCAAAUGGAUCAGUUUUGCCGGAUCAACAAGCAAAUGAAGCAGUGUUGCUAAAUGAAAAUGCUAUAGCAGCAUUGCCCCGAGCAGCUAUUGAGGAAGCUAUGUCUGGCCAAAGUGAGAAUGAAGCAGUGUUGCCAGAUGAACAAGCGAUUGAUGGAGUAUUGCCAGAUAUGGAUGACAUAGUGCUAGAACAAGACAAUGCAGGAUUGGGGCUAGAUCAGCCUGACGAAGUUGUGCCACACCAAAGCAAUGGAGAAGAGUUGCAAGAUCCAACUGGCAAUGCAGAAGAGUUGCAAGAUCCAACUGGCAAUGCAGAAGGAUUGCAAGAUCCACCUGCUAAUGGAGAAGUGUUGCCAUUCAUCCCACUGCAAGUGCAAAUCACAGGCUUCACCUUCCGGUCCACAGAUGCAUCAAAUUCGGAAGAAAACUUGAGUGAGAACCCUACUCCGGAACAAGUAUAAGCAUACACCCUGUGCCUGCUUACGAGUUACCAAGAUUGUGUGAAUGUUUUUUUGUAUGACUGACAAUUUAGACAACCCAAUUACCACUGGCAGCAAUUGUUAGGUCACAUUAAAAUGCCCCAAGUGGUAGCUAAAACUCAGUAUCUUUAUGAAUUGCCGGAUAAUAUCUCUGUAAAACAUAUGUAUCUUGAUUUUGUCUUGUCUGUGUUUCUGUUUCAUGAAUGAUGGCAGUGAGUUAUCUGAAAAAUAUGUAAGGAAUGUUAUUAUUCUUAACUUAUAAUAGAGAGGUGUAGAUUAAUUAACUUAGUUAUCAGGGUUAAUUUCAUAUCAUAUACUUUAAUUAUGAAUGUAACACCAUAGGUGCCUAUCAAUGUAUACUACACAGCCUUGAUUUCAUAUAUUUUCAUCUUCUGGUUUGAAUUUAUAUUCAAAGUUGGUCAAUAUUAUGUGUGUUUGUUGUGGUUUGUGUUGUGCUCUGUGUCUGUGCGUUCAGUUUUUGUUGCAAAGAAGUACAGACUUCUUAAAGUGCCAUGACUGGCACAUAUGUUUAAACACAGAAAACCUACUUACUUUAUUAUCAUGCCCAUUUUGCAUGGUUUGGUGGUUAUCAAUCUUUUUUUCAUCACAAUGUGAUGCUGCUGCAUGUAAAACUAGUGUAGUGUAGUAUAAUCCUGUUAAUUAUUGACCAAUUCAUAUGUAGCACAUUUUUCUAACCAUUAGCACUAAUUAUUUCAUUCCAAACUUUCGACCAUGUAAAAUUGUUUUGUUUUUAAUUAUAGCAACUAUACCCAACUAAUUCAUUAAUUCAUACAACUAAAAGUACAUUUCCAUUGUAAUUUAAUAAUUUUAGUACAUUUAUGUAGUAGGUCUAUAUCGAUGUCAGACAUACUCUGAUACUCAUUGUUUGUAAUACUGUACAUAUAUGUCCUUACUUUGUGGUUUGUUUUUGUUUAUUGAAACUUGAACGGCUUGCCAUUUAUUCUGGUUCAAGCUGGACAUUUUCAGUUUCUGGUGCUAAGAAUUAUUACACACGCAAGACUUAAUUAAUUUAACUUUUUUCUGUGCAAAAGACAUAAAAAUUCAUUUGUUUAUGUUUGGUACUAAUUUGACGGUGACACUGUAUCAAAUUUCAUUAUCAUCAAUUUAGACUUAUUGAAAAGCCCAAUCACUUUUCUUUGGUUUCUAACACGUGUCAAGGUUAGGAUUUUUUUUUAAAUGGCAAGCCUAGAUAAUGGCUUUUUGUGAAAUUUGCAUUUGUUUAUUAUAGUGUGUAGUAAAUUUAAUCAUGUACAUAAAAAUGUGAUUUUAAAA
Ciona intestinalis (vase tunicate) is the source of this 2377-nucleotide messenger RNA. Lineage: Eukaryota; Metazoa; Chordata; Ascidiacea; Phlebobranchia; Cionidae. The record is from RefSeq and is a predicted model, not a curated record.